CGAUUUAUUUUCAGACCUCGCGUGGUCUAACGUUCUGGAGUUUUGCAUCAUGUGUUUGAGUUAAAAACUACAUAACCUAAAAACUGAGAUGAUCGAUGAUAUAAAUUAAAAUAUUUGAUGAUUGAAUUUUAUGUAAAAAAAUACUACGAAUGUAUUUUAAAAAAAUUUUUAAUUUGUUAAAAACAAAUAAUUUACCAACAAAAUAUAUUAAUAGUAGUAAACAUACUAAAAAUAAUUUUAUUUAUUUUAAACAAGCAUUUAAACGUCCCGAAUCUGCCCCAAUGAGUGAAAAAGAAUUGAACAAAUCCCUCCAAAAAAUCAAGCAAUUACAAGGAGCGAAAAAAAAAGUGAAAUAUAGUCCAAGUACAGUGACUCUACAGGUAUUGGGUAGUGAUGCACGAGGAGCAACAAGGUGUCUCUAUGUUUCAUCAGAUCACUCUAAAUAUAUAUUCAACUGUGGAGAAGGUACUCAACGAUUAGCGCAUGAAAAUCACUUAAGGUUAACAAAAUUGGAUCAUAUUUUUUUUACAACACCAACAUGGCAUAAUAUCGGUGGAUUGCCUGGGUUAUCUCUCACCAUUCAAGAUAGUGGAGUGUCUGAAUUAACUCUCCAUGGACCUAAAGGUAUCUCAGAAAUUUACGACGCUGUGAAAAGAUUUGUUUACCUUACAGAAUUAAAUGUCACCGAAGCUAGUUGUGAAGAAAAAGACGUUUUUCAAGACUUGUGUAUGAGCGUUCGAUAUAUUCAUUUAAAAAAAUCAACACCCAAUAAUGAUCCCGAGAGUAGUGAUAAAUUAUAUAUUGACUAUAGUACUGAUGACAACGAUGACGUUGAUUAUUAUGCACAUGAACACAACAAAAAUGGUAAACGAAAUUAUAAAAUUCAAAAUGGAAAACAACCGAAUCCCAAAAUUAUAAAACAUGAAAAAAAGAGAGUUACACGAGUGACUGGUUGCGUUGCUUAUAUUUGUAAAUUAACAGAUUUAGUUGGAAGCUUAAAUGUUCAAAAAUGUGUUGAUUUUGGGGUUCCACCUGGCCCUCUUCUAGGUCAACUAAAAUCUGGUAAAGAUGUAACAUUAGAAAACGGAAAUAUUGUAAAAAGUUCAGAUGUAGUUGAUCCACCGUCAUCGGGUCCUGUUUUUAUAGUACUAGAAUGUCCUGAUGAAGAUUAUUUAGAUUCACUGGUUAAUAAUGAUGUUUUUAAAAAUUACCAAAAAAAUAAUGACUUCCAGAAUGAGGAUGAUAAUAAUGAUUUACCUCGGUGUAUUGUACAUUUUACACCUGAAAAUAUUAUAAGGAAUCCUAAGUACAUUGAUUGGAUGUGUAAAUUUCCAUCAGAAACUGAACAUAUUAUCAUUAAUGAUAAUAACCAUUGUUUAAAUUAUGAAGCUCUCCAUCGAAUCCAGCAUAAAUUAAAUUUAUUACAUCCAGAAAUAUUUCCUAUAAUACAAGAUAAAGAGCAGAGAGUAGAUACGCCGUACGAAGAAAUUGACGAGAGGCUUAAAGAUUUAAAAAUUCAUCGUGCGAAAACUCUCAAUACUUUUGAAUUACGGCCAUUGAGGGGUUUCAAAAACUCAGUUAUCCAAAUUAAUAGAGAAGCUGAUAUAAAGGAAGCGAUGGAUGUUGAUGGAUUUCUCGAUGUAUUGGCUGAACUUCAAACAGAAAUAAAUGCACGUAGUAAAUUCAUUGAAAGCAUGGAUAAAUUUCCAAAAAUUUUGAUGCUUGGUACUGGCUCGUGUGUUCCGAAUAAAGUAAGAAAUACCAGUGGAAUUUUAGUGCGAAUCGAUGAGGAAACAAGUAUUUUGUUGGACUGUGGUGAAGGAACUAAGGGCCAGUUGGUGAGAUUUUUUGGAGAUGAGUCGGACAAUAUUAUUAAAAGUAUAAAAGCUAUUUAUAUAUCACAUUUACAUGCGGACCAUCAUCUUGGAUUUCUUGGAGUUCUUCAAGCACGGAAACGUUUAACUGACGAAAAAUUAUUUCUCCUCGCGCCGAAACAAAUUGAAUCGUGGAUACGACUAUACCACAAAAAAUUUGAACCUUUUGAAGACUAUAUUAAUUUUGUACCUAAUCAAGGUCUUCUAUUGACUUUAGAGUCACUUCCAACGGACACUAAAGAUGAGUUACUUCAACAACUUAAAUUGAAAAAGAUCAAUACUAUUGGAGUAUUACAUUGUUUGCAUGCUUUUGGAAUUUCCUUGACGCUUAAAAAUGAAAGAAAAAUUGUUUAUAGUGGUGACACUAAACCUUGUCCUGGUUUGGUAACUCUAGGUGAGAAUUGUGAUUUAUUAAUUCAUGAAGCGACAAUGGAAGACGGUUUGGAACACGAAGCUCGUAAAAAAAUGCAUUCAACGAUAUCACAAGCUAUAAGCAUUGGUGAACAGAUGAAGGCUAAAUUUAUACUUCUAACACAUUUUAGUCAACGGUAUUCUAAAAUGCCACGGAUACCAGAAGAUGAUGAAAAAUUUAAUUCUAAUAAUAUUGGAAUUGCUUUUGAUAACAUGCAAUUUAAUCUUGCCGAACUUACAUUAUUACCCUUAUUUUAUCCAGCAUUAAAAUUAAUAUUUAGUGAAUAUUGUUAUCAACUUGAAAGUAAAGCACAAAGACGAUUACUUAAACAACAACAACAAAAUGAAAAGUUGAAUCUUAAUAUUCAGCAUCAAAAAAAUUAAAAAAAAUUGUUUUAGAAUAAUUUUUGUUUUUUGUUUGUAUACAAUAUUCAUUUGUAAGAAUUUAUUAAUUUUUUUUAUAUAAAUUGUAAAAUAAAUGUCAAAAUCUAAAUAAGCAUAAAAAUGUGCAGUAGCUUUGAAAAUAAAUAGAGUUUACAAUUAAAUUAUUUUCUACCAUUAAAUAGUAAAGGUGUGCCAAUCAUGCAAAUAGCGACUAUGAUUACGUGACUUGAAAACCUUACAACUCUAUAAUAUGUACUAAUCUUCUCAUUAGUUGUCAAUCUAUCACCCUUAAACGUGUUAAAAUAAGUAAUACAUAAUUCAACAUUUUAAGGGCAAUAAAGAUUACAUAUUAAAUAAUUACGCGAUCAUAACCGCUGAUCGUAUAAUUGUCAUGGCUCCUUAACUUAAAAAAUAAACAUCAAGUAAAAUAUGUACCAUACUGUAUUUAUAAUAAAUAUAAAAGUGAAUAUUUAUAACUCUUA
This is a messenger RNA of Cotesia glomerata, 3151 nucleotides long. It is a transcript of the gene RNaseZ, whose product is annotated as ribonuclease Z, mitochondrial. The coding region runs from base 150 to 2669 and encodes 839 amino acids. Lineage: Eukaryota; Metazoa; Arthropoda; Insecta; Hymenoptera; Braconidae. Gene Ontology annotation, cellular component: mitochondrion. Gene Ontology annotation, biological process: mitochondrial tRNA 3'-end processing. The record is from RefSeq and is a predicted model, not a curated record. The transcript is spliced from 4 exons. Gene Ontology annotation, molecular function: 3'-tRNA processing endoribonuclease activity.